AUGGGCUCCUCUCACCACUUGUUUGUACAGAAGCGAAGCUCUACAUGUAGUUUACGCCAACCAAAAGAGAUUGGUCAUUACAGCAAGACCCUGGAAAAUGAAUUCAAAAUCUCCGAUGACUCUCAACUGAGCUACUUCUAUUUCCCAGACAGUGAUUUGAAUAAAAAUCUAGACUUGAGCGCAGGCAUCAAGAAGUUCAAAGAAUGUACGGAUGACCCAAACUUUGAUCAAUGCACAUUGAAUCCCCUACUGAAAACAAUAAAAGCUUAUGAGCAGCGCAAGGAAAAAAAGGUUUCUGCUGAUAUCAUUACUUUCAGAGGUGUUAUGAGAAAGCUCGUCUCCUGUGCAUUCGACAGUCCGCAAUAUAAUCGCGUGGAGCUCCGAGUACUUUCUUUCAAUGGACAGCUUUUCAUAAAAGAAGUUUCUGAGCACCGUUCAGCCCCUAAGGACUUGAACUCGCUGGAACACCGUUCAUACUAUAGUGGUUACAAAUUCGAAAAUCUCACAACCUUGCCAAAACCUCUAUCUCAAGUCCCCAGAAACAGCCUCGAAAAAAGGCCCAAAAAAAUAUGUAAUAAUGGAGAACAAUUCGUGACCGUUGUGAGGUCUGGAGUGGGCCCUUGCAAAGUGGUGAUGGGCGCAGAGGUAGACUGCAUCUUCGAUUUUCCUGAAAGCGGGUCUGACAACCUCAAACACUACGCUGAACUCAAGUGUACUAAGGGCGUUUCGUCUUUUGCGGAGGCGCGCAGAUUUGAAAGAAAGAUCUUCAAAACCUGGCUGCAAUGCUUUUUGGUUGGCAUACCCCGGAUAAUAUAUGGCUUUCGCGAUGACAACUUUAUACUGAAGUCAGUCGAAGAGUAUUCGACUCACGAAGUUCCUGUCCUUCUCAAGACCAACAACCAGCAAUUGACUAAUGCAUGCGUAGAGGCCGUUAGGUGGUAUGGUGCCUUGACCGAGUGGUUGCUGGAAAGUGUGCCACGAGAAAAAUCGACUGAUUACAUCAAAGCGUACAGACUGCGUUUCGAAAAUAAUCACCUAAAGCUGAGCGAAAUUGAGCAGGGAGAUGAAGAAUACGAGGGAAUUGUUGAGGGUGAAAGCGUAUUGGAUGCGGAUUUCAAGGAGUGGAGAAAGGAGCUUACAGCAUCAGACGAUACCGCUUGA
Molecule: messenger RNA, 1161 nt
Organism: Lachancea sp. 'fantastica'
Lineage: Eukaryota; Fungi; Ascomycota; Saccharomycetes; Saccharomycetales; Saccharomycetaceae
Source: the annotation of a GenBank genome assembly